AUGACUUUCUUCGCGAUAUUCAAUUCAUUGUCCGUUAAAGCGCAAUUUUUCAAAUAUAGUUUGUGCAUAGUGUUGUACUUCCUUGUUUGCAUAAUUUUAAUUAAAACGAGAAGAAACUGCGACAUAAAAGAAACGAUAGGCGUGACGAUCAAGCAUCAGCAACAAACGCCCCACUUUUCGACUUCAGAUAGGAUAAUUAAGAAUGUCGAGUCGGAGAUCAACAUAUUGCGGAGAGACGAAUUAGAGGGUGGAACCAUCGACCUACAGAAGAGCGCGACUCUACUUCAACAAAUAUCGAACGUCUGCGCGAAGUACAAGCUGAGGACUCCUCUUAUCAAGAGGCAUUUUUUAUACAAUGUCGAACAUAAGUCGUUAUAUUGUUGGAUUCGCAAAGUCGCGUCCACCAGUUUCACCAAAUUAUUUUCCGUCAUGAGCAACCGACAAGUCGACCAUGAUCUUUACAAAGAAGUGGACUUUCUAUCGCCGGAAAAUUUGAAAGACCUACAGCGUUUUGCUAGCAAUAAUACAAUCUUCAAAUUGCUUAUAGUCAGGCAUCCAUUUCAACGACUCAUUUCAUCAUACCGAGAUCGUAUCGAAGACACCAGUAAGUACACCGCACAAUCCUGGCUCUAUGCUCGCCAAAUUCUUCAUCUCUCGAGGCCAGAACUCUUUCGUUUCAACGCAUCGGGCGGCAACGUUCUGCAAAGAAUAUUCUUGGCGGACAGAAGACUGAAGGUGGUACCCAGCUUCCGAGAAUUUCUAGAAUGGUUGCUGAAACAACCUCCGGAUCACGAUGACGUUCACUGGGCCCAAUAUCACACUCACUGCGCGGUUUGCAAUGUGAGAUACAAUUUCGUCCUGAAGCUGGACGAAUACACUUUCGGAGAGAUCAAUUACAUCUUGACAAAAUUGAAAUUAGAUAAAAAUAACAUCUACUUGCCCAGACUGCAACGUACUCGUACCGGGGUCACAAAUUUUAAUGUAGCAUGCAAAUACUUUCGCAACGUGACCACUGAUAUGGUCUUGCGGCUGUAUAAAAGGUAUAAAGUCGACUUCGAGAUGUAUAAUUAUAAGUUAGACAAAUAUUUGCACUGUGCAGAAGCAAAAAAUUGACAAGCAAAAAAUGCUGUAAUA
Molecule: messenger RNA, 1134 nt
Organism: Mycetomoellerius zeteki
Lineage: Eukaryota; Metazoa; Arthropoda; Insecta; Hymenoptera; Formicidae
Product: carbohydrate sulfotransferase 11
Exons: 5
Coding region: 1-1113 (370 amino acids)
Biological process (GO): carbohydrate biosynthetic process
Cellular component (GO): membrane
Molecular function (GO): sulfotransferase activity
Source: RefSeq, a predicted model, not a curated record